CAAUAACUGCCCGGCCUCAUCAUCUAUAUGCCACCUAAGACUUGGAAUUGACAUAUCUGAUUUUUGGGAUCUCUUCGUUUGUCUGUCGUUUUCCAGAUAAUUAAGCACAAAAAUGGCAGGAUCAGGAACUGUUUUCGCUUCUGCUCUGGAAGGGAUGAACCACGUUAAAUCCGACUCCGGCGAGAUGCUUGCCAAGCCUUUCUUGGAUGUCUGCAACCACUUGCUGCCUGUUUUAGAUAAGUUUGGAGCUGCCUGCGCACCUGUGAAAUCUGAUAUUGGUAAUAACAUAUCGAGGUUGGAUUCUAAGUAUUCGUCGAGCCCGUCAGAGUUUAACCUCUUGUACAGCAUAGUUCGAGUUGAGAUUGAAGCGAAAACUGCGAAAUGCUCAUCUAGUUGCACAAAUGCUCUACUCUGGCUAACAAGGGCUAUGGAUUACUUGGUGGAGCUGUUUCGCAAUCUGCAUGAUAAUCCGGACUGGCCAAUGUCGAAGGCUUGUAACGAAGCGUACGGCAAGACGCUGAAGAAAUGGCACAACUGGCUGGCUAGCUCAAGUUUUAGUGUUGGGAUUAAGCUUGCUCCGGAGAGGAAGAAAUUCAUGGACAUAUUAGGUGGUGAAACUCCUGAAUUAAACUCUGAUAUGGGGAAAUUCUGCAGGAACUUCUCUCCGCUCCUCGAAGAAAAUCAUAAGUUCUUGGACUCUGUUGGAUUGGACAGUUUGAAAGCUUGAUGCAUGUUCUAAAUGAAUGUUGAUUAUAUGUUGUAUGUGUAAUUUAUGUACGAAAAAAUUGCAUUUGCAUUCUUUGUAAGCCUUGCUUACUGUGCUACCAAAUACAGCGUUGCAAAGGAUUUGUAACUAACGUGGCUAAAAUUAUUUAUUCUUGUAA
Messenger RNA from Malus domestica (apple), 884 nucleotides. Its product is annotated as glycolipid transfer protein 1-like. Gene Ontology annotation, biological process: intermembrane lipid transfer; ceramide transport. The record is from RefSeq and is a predicted model, not a curated record. Gene Ontology annotation, cellular component: cytoplasm; cytosol; membrane. NCBI's taxonomy places the organism in Eukaryota, Viridiplantae, Streptophyta, Magnoliopsida, Rosales, Rosaceae. Gene Ontology annotation, molecular function: ceramide 1-phosphate transfer activity; ceramide 1-phosphate binding.